AUGCCAGGUCAUCAGUUACUGCGGGAUUCGGUGGUUUUGGGUCUCGCUGGCGGCAAUGAUCGGAUUGAUCGUACUGCUCUUAUCGCUACAAUUGGACAGAUUGUUCCUGUGUCGGAAAUUGAUUCAAUAGAGAAUUUGGGUAAUUUCUCGGAGUGGUUCGUGAUGUUCAAAACAACAGCUGCAAGAGAGAAAGUUCUUGCCUUUAGUGAACUUAAAGUUGGCGAUCAGACCUUCAUCGUCGGUGAACCCUAUCAAAACGUGAAAACUAUUCGCAUUCUUAACAUUCCUCCAAC
Didymodactylos carnosus is the source of this 293-nucleotide messenger RNA. Lineage: Eukaryota; Metazoa; Rotifera; Eurotatoria; Philodinida; Philodinidae. The record is from the annotation of a GenBank genome assembly.